Molecule: messenger RNA, 1230 nt
Organism: Neoarius graeffei (lesser salmon catfish)
Lineage: Eukaryota; Metazoa; Chordata; Actinopteri; Siluriformes; Ariidae
Product: SCAN domain-containing protein 3-like
Exons: 1
Coding region: 106-1230 (374 amino acids)
Source: RefSeq, a predicted model, not a curated record
GUAUUCGCCCAAUCACAUUAUUCUCUUUAUUCCCGCUCGCAUAACAUAGCUAGGAUAGCUUGGUGAGCUGAUUGAAAGGCAGCAAUCAGAGUUAGAAAAAAGAAAAUGGAUAGAUUUUUGAAACAGACGAGUAACAACACUCCCAAACCAAGCAAAGUAAGAAAAUAUGACGAGACUUGUAUAGAAUUUGGCUUCACUGAAAGCAGCGGAGGAAAGCCAAUGUGUGUGAACUGUCUCCAGGUGCUAGCUAAUGAGGCUAUGAAGCCAGCCAAGCUAAAGCGGCAUCUGUUAACAAAACAUCCGGAAUACAUCAACAAACCAAAAGAGUUCUUUCACAGAAAAGGUGAGGAAUAUUUCUCUCAGCGAACAAGACUAACCAAGCUGGCAACUACAUCAGAGAGGGCGCAGAAAGCUUCUUAUUUGGUAGCCCAGCGUAUAGCUAAGUGUAAGAAGGCUCAUACCAUAGCAGAAGAGCUGAUCCUUCCAUCAGCAGUGGAUAUGUGCGAGGUUAUGAUCGGAACAGAGGCAGCUAACAAAUUGAAAACGGUACCACUCUCCAACGACACCGUAAGGCGAAGGAUUGAUGAUCUCUCUGAUGACAUCUUGUCACAACUUCUAGGUAGACUUCGCUGCAGUGGUCAAUAUUCUAUUCAGCUGGAUGAGUCUACUGACAUAGCUAGUGCAGCUCAGCUCAUCGCUCUUGUCCGCUAUCCAUGGGGAGAAACAAUUUUAGAGGACUUUUUGUUCUGCAAAGCGGUCCCAGGUAGGGCAACAGGAGAGGAGAUAUUCAGGCUCCUGGAUGAAUUUGUUAAUGAAGCUGGGCUGAGCUGGGGUAAAUGUGUCGCCGUGUGCACAGAUGGAGCGGCAGCGAUGACUGGCCGAAAGAGUGGUGUUGUCGCUCGCAUAAAGGCUGUCGACCCAAAUGUCAAGUCUGUGCACUGUAUGCUUCAUCGGCAAGCGCUCGCCUCCAAAGCCAUUGAACCUGACUUGCACUUGGUGCUGAAUAAAGCUGUGGCUGCAGUUAAUUUUGUUAAGUCAAGGGCACUGCAGACACGUUUGUUUGGGCAACUUUGUCGGGAGAUGGAUGCAGGCCACGACACACUGCUUUAUCAUUCCGAAGUGAGGUGGCUCUCUCGCGGAAAGGUACUUCAGCGGGUGUUUGAGUUACGUGCCGAAAUGUCAGUUUAUGCAAACGGAAAAGCCCGAUAUCGCAGAGUUUUUUUUCUCUGA